GGGGUUCCGCCUUGCGCGUGGGGCGCUGAACUGAGAGGCGCGGAGGCGGCGAGGGCGCGCGGGGGUCUUGGGGGCUGCUCGGCGCCGCCUCCCUGCCACCCGCCUCACCAUGGGCAGCGCGGAGGAUGCGGUCAAAGAGAAACUGCUGUGGAACGUGAAAAAGGAGGUGAAGCAAAUCAUGGAGGAAGCUGUCACCAGGAAGUUUGUUCAUGAGGAUAGCAGCCACAUCAUUGCUCUGUGUGGUGCUGUGGAGGCUUGCCUCCUGCAUCAACUGAGACGCCGUGCUGCUGGCUUCCUGCGCAGUGACAAGAUGGCAGCUCUGUUCACCAAGGUGGGGAAAACGUGCCCUGUGGCUGGGGAGAUUUGCCACAAGGUACAGGAGCUGCAACAACAAGUAGAGGGCAGGAGACCCUCAGGAGGUGGCCAGGAGGCCCUGCGGAAACAGGGCCCAGCUGGUGGGAAGGCCCCGGUCCUCAGCCCACAGGCCUUGAAGCACAUUUGGGUACGCACAGCACUCAUGGAGAAAGUUCUGGACAGGGUUGUGCAGUACCUGGCGGAGAACUGCAGCAAGUACUAUGAGAAGGAAGCAUUACUGGCAGACCCUGUGUUUGGCCCCAUCCUGGCCUCUCUUCUAGUGGGACCCUGUGCCUUGGAAUACACAAAGCUCAAGACGGCUGAUCACUAUUGGACUGACCCCUCUGCUGAUGAGCUAGUCCAGAGGCACCGUAUCCGGGGUCCCCCUAGUCGCCAGGAUUCUCCUGCAAAGCGCCCUGCCCUGGGGAUCCGGAAGCGACAUUCUAGUGGCAGUGCAUCAGAGGACAGGCUAGCCACCUGUGCCCGCGAGUAUGUGGAGUCCCUGCACCAGAACUCAAGAACACGACUGCUCUACGGCAAGAACAACGUGCUGGUGCAGCCGAAGGAGGACAUGGAGGCUGUCCCUGGCUACCUCUCUCUACACCAGUCUGCAGAGAGCCUAACUUUGAAGUGGACCCCCAACCAGCUCAUGAACGGGACUCUGGGGGACACUGAGCUGGAAAAGAGUGUUUACUGGGACUAUGCCCUGGUGGUGCCCUUCAGUCAGAUCGUCUGUAUUCACUGCCAUCAACAAAAGAGCGGUGGCACACUUGUGCUGGUGAGCCAGGACGGCAUCCAGAGACCACCACUGCACUUCCCACAGGGAGGACACCUGCUGUCCUUUCUGUCCUGUCUGGAGAAUGGGCUGCUGCCUCGAGGACAGCUUGAGCCCCCGCUGUGGACCCAGCAGGGGAAGGGCAAGGUGUUCCCCAAGCUGCGGAAACGCAGCAGCAUGCGACCCGUGGAUGUGGAGGAGCUGGGCAUGGGGCGGGCCACAGACUACGUGUUCCGGAUCAUCUACCCUGGGCAUAGGCACGAGCACAGCAGCCUGGGCAUGGGACUUGCGCUUCUUUUGGACAAAGCAAGUUGUUCACCAACUCCCCUAGAGCCGGAGCUCUCUUCAAGCCAGCAUUUGACAAGAGGAGCUCUGACUGAGGUUGGGGUUGCUUCUGAAGAGGUCACUAUUAACUACCACCACCUAGCGGCCAGCCGCGCGGCCUCGGUGGACGAUGAUGAGGAAGAGGAGGAUAAACUGCACUCGAUGCUCUCAAUGAUCUGCUCGCGGAACCUCACAGCUCCCAAUCCGAUGAAAGAUGCUGGCGACAUGAUCGAGAUGCAAGGCUUUGGGCCCAGCCUGACAGCCUGGCACCUAGAACCCCUGUGCAGCCAGCGCUCCUCUUGCCUCUCCUGCUCCUCCAACAGCUCCCCAUAUGCAACCCCCAGUCACUGCAGCUGUGUCCCAGACCGGUUGCCCCUCAGGCUGCUGUGUGAGAGCAUGAAGAGGCAGAUCGUGUCCCGGGCCUUCUACGGCUGGCUGGCCUACUGCCGCCACCUGUCCACGGUACGGACCCACCUGUCAGCACUGGUGCAUCACAACAUUAUCCCACCUGAUCGACCCCCAGGGGCCUUGGGAGGCCUCACCAAGGAUGUGUGGAGCAAGUAUCAGAAGGACAAAAAGAACUAUAAGGAGCUGGAGCUGCUAAGGCAGGUGUACUACGGAGGUGUGGAACAUGAGAUCCGCAAGGACGUCUGGCCCUUCCUCCUUGGCCACUAUAAAUUUGGUAUGAGCAAAAAGGAGAUGGAGCAGGUAGACACAGCGGUGGCAGCAAGGUACCAGCAGGUGUUGGCGGAAUGGAAGGCCUGUGAGGUGGUGGUGAGGCAGCGGGAGCGGGAAGCUCACCCAGCCACGCUCACCAAGUUCUCCUCAGGCAGCAGCAUCGACAGCCACGUGCAGCGCCUCAUCCACCGAGACUCCACCAUCAGCAAUGACGUGUUUAUCUCUGUGGAUGAUCUGGAGCCUCCAGGGCCUCAGUGCCCCGAAGAUUCCAGACCAAAGCCUGAGCAGGAGCCAGGAAUUGGGACUCCAGGCACAGCCGUGGUGGAGCAGCAGCAGUCAGUGGAGUUUGAUUCUCCUGACUCAGGGCUGCCGUCCUCCCGCAAUUACUCUGUGGCAUCAGGCAUCCAGUCCAGCCUAGAUGAGGGCCAGAGUGUGGGCUUUGAAGAAGACGGUGGUGGAGAAGAAGGCUCUGAUGGGCCAGCACCUGCAGGCCACACUUUCUCUGAGCCUCAGGAUCCCAGCCAAGAAAAGGUUUCACAGGCCAGUGAGCUGGAGGCAGCCGGAGAGCUCACAGCUGUGUGUGCUGCGGCCUACACUAUAGAAUUAUUGGACACCGUGGCCUUAAAUCUACACCGCAUAGACAAGGACGUGCAGAGGUGUGACCGGAACUACUGGUAUUUCACAACCCCCAACCUCGAGCGGCUCAGAGACAUCAUGUGCAGCUAUGUGUGGGAGCACCUGGACGUGGGCUAUGUGCAGGGCAUGUGUGAUCUGCUGGCACCUCUCCUGGUUAUCCUUGACAAUGAUCAGCUGGCCUACAGCUGCUUCAGUCACCUCAUGAGGAGGAUGAGCCUGAACUUCCCCAAUGGGGGCGCCAUGGACACUCACUUUGCCAACAUGCGCUCCCUCAUCCAGAUCCUGGACUCUGAGCUGUUUGAGCUGAUGCAUCAGAACGGAGACUACACCCACUUCUACUUCUGUUACCGCUGGUUUCUGCUGGAUUUUAAGAGAGAGCUGCUGUAUGAGGAUGUGUUUGCUGUGUGGGAGGUGAUCUGGGCAGCCAGGCACAUCUCAUCAGAGCAUUUUGUACUGUUCAUCGCCCUGGCCCUGGUGGAGGCCUACCGAGAGAUCAUCCGUGACAACAACAUGGACUUCACUGACAUCAUCAAGUUCUUCAAUGAGCGGGCUGAGCAUCAUGAUGCCCAGGAGAUCCUGCGGAUUGCCCGGGACCUCGUCCACAAGGUGCAGAUGCUCAUAGAGAACAAAUGAGGGCUGUAGCCAGGGGCUGCAUGGAGAGCCUGGGCACCAGGCCCCUGGGCUCCAGCAGGGAGAGGUGCAGGGGCAUUACAGCCGAUUGCUUCAACCCCCAGCUGUCCCUGCCUGCACAGCUAUGUUCCUAACAAAGUGAUUGUGAGCCUGGAUCCGACUCCAGGCUGUGCUGGCCCUGUAGGGCUAGUCAGCGCCAGGCUGCCCUCAGAUCAGGGAUGGGAUGGGAGGGGUUGGCCUCACGGAGCAGCUGCCUUGGGGCACACCUACUCUGUUCUCCUCUUAAACAACUAGGAAUAGCCCCACUGCCACCUGCAGCCUCAGCCUGGACUGUCCCCCAAUGCCUCUCUUGAAUCAACCUGGGGCCCUCUAGAGCUAACAGGGACUAUAUAGUGGCCUGGGCCCCACCUGUCAAGAGUUGCAGGGGACAAUGGGGCUCUGUGUGUUCUCUCUCCUGAUAGCCCCUUUGCAGUCCCUGUUCUAGCUGCCUUUUAGGGCAUGUGUCCUGGAGACAGGAGACCUAACCUGCCUUCCAGGCCCUCUCCCAAGAUUCUAGGGCAGUCAGAUGUGGGUCCUGGGUGGGAGAAACCCACCUUAGCAGCACUGCCACCACUUCUGGCCACCUGAGGUAAACUCAAGUGCUCUCCCUACUAUACAGGUCACCUAUGUGUGUCUGUACAGUGUCACUCUUACCUCCCUGUCCUUUCUUUAUGUAUUAGAUAUAUCCCUGAAACUGUGGAAGUAACAUUCUUGUUAGUUGGAUGAUCUGGAGCACAGCUGGAUCACUAGCUCUCCAGAGGAACCCCAGGUGAUUUUAUAGGGAGGCAGUCCUGUCACAGCUUCUUCUCAGGGACAGUCCUGAGCUUAGGAGCAGCUUGUUGCCUGUCCCAGGAAUCUGCUGAGUCCCUGGGGCUAAGGGAUAUGGGGGGUGCUUGGUGAAAAGCAAGGCCCACUCUGAUUUCCAUAGGCUUCUCAGGAUGCUGAGAGGCCUAGGGAUCCAGAAGUCCCUGAGAGGAGCUGCACUUGCAGGGGUGCCAGGAAGGGUGUGGCUCCUGACCUGAGACUUAGGCAUGCUGCUUGCUCUGUCAACCCCACAGCCCCUUCCACUCAGUUCAUGCUAGGCCUUGUCCUGGAGGAUAUAUCUGGGUUUGGGGCCUACCCAAGAGUCACCAAGGUAUGCAGACAUGCCACAUUUGGGAAUCAUGAGAAAGAGCCCAGCAGCUAUUCCGCAACCAGCCCAGCCUUCCCAGCCCACCCCUGUCCUGGGCACUGCACGGCCUGUUUGGGGGCCAGCCCACCCCAUUGCCCACCCCUGUCUGUAAGUCCUUGGCCUCCACCAAGCAUGGUGGCCAUUGUGUGCCUGCCUUAGUGACUCAGUGGUUUUGUGGAGAGCGGAGUAUAUAUGUUUUUGGCUCAGAAACUAUACUCUUCAGUGUAACCAACCAAUAAAUACAGCAUUUGGCAACA
Molecule: messenger RNA, 4864 nt
Organism: Ictidomys tridecemlineatus (thirteen-lined ground squirrel)
Lineage: Eukaryota; Metazoa; Chordata; Mammalia; Rodentia; Sciuridae
Gene: Sgsm2
Product: small G protein signaling modulator 2
Biological process (GO): activation of GTPase activity
Molecular function (GO): GTPase activator activity
Source: RefSeq, a predicted model, not a curated record